Messenger RNA from Asterias rubens (European starfish), 2625 nucleotides. Its product is annotated as bifunctional polynucleotide phosphatase/kinase-like. NCBI's taxonomy places the organism in Eukaryota, Metazoa, Echinodermata, Asteroidea, Forcipulatida, Asteriidae. The transcript has 5 exons. Gene Ontology annotation, molecular function: polynucleotide 3'-phosphatase activity; ATP-dependent polydeoxyribonucleotide 5'-hydroxyl-kinase activity; double-stranded DNA binding. Gene Ontology annotation, biological process: DNA repair. Gene Ontology annotation, cellular component: nucleus. The record is from RefSeq and is a predicted model, not a curated record. Bases 76 to 1470 code for a protein of 464 amino acids.
AGAAACACCCCAGUAUGGUGCUCGCUGCAGUCUCCUAUUUCUUAAUCACGUGUAGAAGUGCAGGAUUUUUUAGCGAUGAUUUUGAACUCGUUUUGUGGCAGCAAACUUCCUCCAAACUUGUUCAGACAGGCAAAACAAUUUUCAAUGUUAAUAAAUACCAAUGGAAAUAGUAUAAAAACUCAAUGUCAACGCAGGAUUAAUUAUUUGGUUGGAACUGCUGAGUUAACAAUGCCGAAGAGAAAAUCAAGCCGGGCCGCUGACGCCACUGCAGCGAAGAAGGCCAAACAGGCCGAAUGGGAAUUGAAGUUUGAUGCGGACUGGAGUGGGCACGCCCCCCGGGCUGGAGCGAGCAAUUUACCGCCAGUGUUUGUGCUGAGUGGCCCGGCGAUAAAGGGGUCGUCGAAGAUUGCUGCUUUUGAUUUGGACAUGACGCUCAUUGUGCCUGCCAGUGGGAAAACAUUUCCGCAAGGUCCAAGUGACUGGAAAUUCAUCAAUGAUGAAGUAAAACCAAAAUUGGAGGCUGAGCGCAAAGAUGGCUACAAAAUAGUCUUGAUCACCAAUCAACGAGGAAUGGAAAAAGGUCACGAAGAUCCAAUAAGAUGGCAGAAGAAGGUCAACACGAUCAUAAAUGAGCUCAAUAUUCCUAUACAGGUUUUUGUAGCUACUGGUGAGAACGACUUCCGUAAACCAGGGACGAAGAUGUGGGAUGUAAUGGUGAAACAUCACAAUGAUGGUAUCAAGCCUGACAUGUCUGCAUCAUACUACGUCGGCGAUGCUGCUGGAAGAGCCAAAGACUGGGCACCAGGGAAGAGGAGAGAUUUCUCCUGCGGGGACCGGAUGUUCGCUGCCAAUGUGGGAAUCAAUUUUAAAACGCCUGAGGAGUACUUCUUUGGAGAGACGCCGCGGGUGUUCGAUUGGCACUCAAUCAACCCUGCUGAGGUUUUGAAAAGUUAUGAGGGAAAACAUCAUAAGAGCUAUCAUUCUAAGAAAAAGGAGCUGAUCAUUAUGGUCGGCUUUCCUGCAUCGGGAAAGAGCACCAUCGUUAAGAAAUACCUUCUACCCCACGGUUACACUCACGUCAACAGAGACACCCUUCAGACACAAGCAAAGUGUAUCCAAGCAACAAAAGAAGCUUUAAAAGGGGGCAAGAAUGUGGUCAUAGAUAACACCAAUCCAUCAGCAGUUGCCAGGGCUGACUACAUAAAGCUUGCCACGGAUGCCAAAUACAAAGUGCGUUGUUUUGUAAUGGAUACGUCAAGAGAGCUAGCAAAUCACUUGAACUUCAUGAGGCAGACACAAACUGACGGCAAAGUACGCCGCGUCCCAAAAGUGGGCUUCAAUGUCUACAAGAAGAACUACAAAAAGCCGGUCAAAUCGGAAGGUUUCGCUGAAAUUGUAGAGAUACCGUUCCAGCCUGUAUUUAAGAGUGACAAGGACAAAGCACUGUUUCAUCAAUGGACUUGUGAAUAAGUAAUAAUUAGUUUGGCAAUAUCCGGAGACUGAUGACAGAAAGAAAUGUAAUGUUCUGCAAUAUAUUCUAGAGUUUUCAUUACAAAUGCACUUAUAAUUAAACUUUUGUAUUUGUGUGUUUCAUUGUAAUACAAAAGGUUUAUUUUUAGAGGAAACAUUCAAUUUUGAAUCAAAACAAUAGAAAAUGUUUUUAACUCAAUUUAUAAUUAGGUUAAAAAUAAAAGGGUUAUAAGAAAUCCAAGUUAAAUAUAUGUAUAUUAGAUUUUAUCUUUUUUAUAUGCAGCAAUACAUAUUAUGUGUGAUUGUCGCUUGUCAUAAAUUUUAAAAUACAGACAGUCGUUAUUAAUUGAUUAGUUGUUCUUUAUUUUUUCGCCACUUGAUGUAUUCAUAAAAUAUUGCACUUCCCAAAUCCUUUGACAAAUCUUUGUCAUUUUUAUGGAAUAUCGUCAGUCAGUAGUUGCCAGGCCUGUCUACAUCUAGCUUGGCAGGGCUGCAAGUAAGAUAACUACUACGGUAUACUUUUUUGCAAGUCUGCAAAGUGUUUUCCUAAUAAUGAUCCGACAGAAAUCUUUAUGAGAGGUCGCCUACAAUCACGAGGCCGGAAAGCUACUUUAAGUUGAGUGCUACACUCGACUGAAAAGGGGGCGGUCGGGUGUCACUCCAAAUAAUUUUUCCCCCAAGGACAUGUUGCCACUUAAACCUAAUUUACAGUUUAUAAGGAAGUAGGAUGAAGGUAUGGGUAUCAUCCACUAGGCUUUCUGGCUAAUAGAGCAGGCUGUACCUACCCACUUUUUUUUACAAAGCAUUUUUGGUCAAGUGCCUUGAUCGAUAGCACAAGUGUCGUGACCAGGAUUGGAACCUAGACUCUGCUGCUAACAAUGCCAGAGCAUGGGGUUUGGUGUACUAAACCACUUGGCUUUGACAGGCCAAAUUAUUGGCAAUGAGCUUCUGGGCUAGAAUUUGGGGGAGAAUCCUCACGACCGAAGGACUUGUUGCUCGAAGCAUUAAAGGCAGUGGACACUAUUGGUAAUUACUCAAAAUAACUAUUAACAUAGAACAUUUGUUGGUGACGGGGAGGGAGGGGUUGAGGGUCUUAAACAUUGUGAGAAACGGCUCCCUCUGAAGUGCCAUAGUUUUCUAGAAAGAAGUCAUUUU